AUGGCUCAUUUACAGAGCACCAGUCAGCCAAGCCGAUCCAGCCCAGGCGAGGCCCUGCAGGAGCUUACCCAUGUCGUGAAUCAGACCGUAUGCGCUCUGCAUCUCAUUGUAAUAGCCUGCACUGUACUACACCCUAGCCUUCGAGACCGGGCUGCCAAGGCUGGCAGUGGCAGAGCUUCACCAGCUGCCGAUAACGCGAUAGGCAGGCCAUGGCUGUCACGGUCACUCAGCGGUCACAGUUUGCGUUUGCGCCUUGGCGAACGAUGGAUGCCGGACGAUGUCCUUACUUGA
This is a messenger RNA of Fusarium poae, 291 nucleotides long. RefSeq lists its product as uncharacterized. Lineage: Eukaryota; Fungi; Ascomycota; Sordariomycetes; Hypocreales; Nectriaceae. The transcript is spliced from 2 exons. The coding region runs from base 1 to 291 and encodes 96 amino acids. The record is from RefSeq and is a predicted model, not a curated record.